Messenger RNA from Caenorhabditis angaria, 3167 nucleotides. Lineage: Eukaryota; Metazoa; Nematoda; Chromadorea; Rhabditida; Rhabditidae. The record is from the annotation of a GenBank genome assembly.
AUGGUUAGUUUAUUACAUUUUUGUGUUACGUUUGGUUGGUUAGUUGAUAAAUCAAAUUUCCCUCAACACUUUUUUUGAUGAAAACAAUAACAUUGCGAAAUUUUUGUUUUAUUAUAAUAAUAUUCGUUGCGUGAUAAUCUAAUUAUUUAUCGAUUUUAUUCGAUUUCGCGCCAUUUCUUAUUUCGUAUUCAUAUAAAACUGUGAAAAAUAAUGCAAAUAUAGAUAAAAAUGGAAAACUCUACAACUUCUACUAUUUCUUCUUUUACAAAAAAUGCUGUGAGUUUGAAAACAGUUUUCUUUGUUUUCUUUUCUAAUGCUUUGCUUGAUUGUAAUAAUUUAGUUUUUCAAAAAUUCAUUGAAAAGUGUGUAGUUGUUGUGUUGCAUGUGUUUUUCUCUAUUUAUAAAAAAAAUCAAUAAUUACCUGAAAUUUACUUCUAUUUUAUUUAGUUUGAAAUUCGAAAUCUCAAAGGAAAAUCUGAGAAAUAUCAAUUGUUUAUUUAUCCGUUUAUCAUUUCUCUUUUUCAAAAUCGAUUUCACUUUUUUCUUGUUUCGUAAGCUGAGCUAAUGAAAAACUAUUAUCUUUUCCGAAAUCUAAGCUUUUUGCGCAAUGAAAGUGAGAUAAAGCAGCUGAAAAAUGGCAAGGAAUUCAUUGAUUUUUCCAGGAGAAAAGAGAGAGAAAACUGUUUUCUCAAAAAAUCUUCUGAAAAUUGAUUUCCAGUUUAGAAAUGACUCAUAAUGUAAACUAAAAAAGAAAAUUUCUCUCAAAAUUUCUAAUAAGGCAUGUAAAUACAUUCUAGAAGGGGUUUUAAGUUGAAAAUGAUCAUGUUCAUACAUUAUUGCUAAAUAUCUAGAGGAGAUGCUGAAAAUUGAGCUGAAACUCAAAAAUUUUCAGCUCAAUUUGCGGCUUUUCUCCGAGGUAUUUAGGGAAAAUUAAGAAAAAAAUCCUCGAAAAUGGUAUUUUUAGCCUCAUUGAAAAUUUCAAGAGUAAGUUUUCUUGAAAAAUGACUCAUAAUAGGUUUAUUUGUUAUCUUUGGAAGAAAAUCCUUGAACUCUGAUUCUUUUGGAAAUUUUUUCUAAUUCGAUCAAAUAAUUCUUCGAAUUUGGUUUGAUUUUUUUCUCGUCAACCGAAAAACCCAUAAAAACCGUCACUUACGCUUCUCUCAAAUAUUCCUAUUCCUUAUCUAAUUUCUCCAAACCAAAAAAAUCAAAAUCAUUUUUUUAUGAUGACAAUCAGUAGUUUUCCCCAGAGAAAAUGCAACAUUUUUAGUUGAAUCAUCAAUUUUUUCCCAAUUUUUGACAACAACAAACAUUUAUCGAUUUUAUUUCGCACACAGACAAAAAAUAGAGAAAUUUUGAAAUGUCGAAAUUGUGGUGCUUGUUGAUUGUAAGUUUUCUUCCAGAAAUCAAAUAAAUUCGUUUUUUUUUUUGAAAUUUUUUUCGUGGAAAAAUCGAUUUUAGAUAUUUGCUUUUCUCAUUCAUGUCAACCAAAAAAAAUAAAUAUAUAAAUAAAAAAUAUAUUUUUCAAAAACUUUCAUAUCUACUUCUAAAAAUCUAAAAGGGUAUUGUGUUCAUUUUUCGACGCACUACUAAUCCCAUAGCAACCCAUUCUUUUCAUUAAUAAAUUCUUUUUCUCAAUUUUCGUCUGUGAAAAAAUAACUAGGAAGAAACGUAUUUAUUUAUAUUUUUUUUGUAUAAAAAAGUUUCGAAAUUUCUCUCACGCUUAUCCAAAUGACUCAUUUGAAAAGGAAAAUGAUUGUUGUGUUUUAACAAGUUCAAAUUAUUUUGAAUUCAAAUUUUCAUCUCGAAAAUCUCCUUUUGCAGACUUCAACAAUGCUUGUCGUCGAACGACAAGGUCUCGGCUUGAUUCCAUGGGCUGAUAUUGGACGAUGGUUGUAUACAGCAUUCGGCUUUUUCAUCUCAUUUUUCAUUAUUGGUGAGUUUUUGAGCUGUGAUCACUAAAGUUUCAAAAUCAAAUUAAAAUAUUUUGGUGAUUAGAAAUUAUGUAUAAAUUUGUGACGCAAACGGAUUCAUAAAAAUAAUUGAAAUUUUAUGCGAUUUUUAUGGCGUAGUUUUUUUUGUGGGGGGAAUUUUUUACGGAAGGGGUCGAAAAUUUAAAUUCAGCUAAAAACAUUAAGAAAUUAUUCGUUCAGAAAUUGAAAGAUUUUUGAAAAACUCUUGAAAUUCACAAUUUUGAACCUGGAAAAGAAAAUAAUCAUUGCAUUUUCAAAGUUUGGACCAGAAAUCUAAAUUUGCAUUUUUUCGGAGCUACUCCAAAUUUCCGAUUGUUUAUCAUGCUAACUUAAAAUGAGCAAUCAUUCAGACAGUCAUAAAAUCAAGGAUUUACAAUUAUGUUUCUGGAGUACAAUCUAGUCUAUUUGAAAAUUUGAAUUUUUCCGAUUAAUUCUCGAAAAGUUGAUUAAAAAUCCCAAGAACAAAUUUUUCAAUGAAUUUUAUAGUUUCAAUUAUAAAAAACUCCCGAUUUUUUGCAAAUUCCAAAUCCAACCCCUCAUUUUUUUGCAGUUGGUGGUUCAAUUCCAUACGUCUUCCAAUACGCCGAGAUCUUACAUCGUCGAAAUGCAUCUGGUUUCUCGUUAUUCGUUUGUCUUGCUCUUUGCGUCGCCAACAUUCUUCGUAUCCUUUUUUGGUUUGGAAAACGUUUCGACGAAACUCUUUUGGCUCAAAGUAUUCUUAUGCUCAUUUGUAUGGUAUUCAUGUAAGCUUUUCUUUUUAUUUGAGAAAAAAUAGAAAACAACAAUUUUAUAGGCUUGAAAUUUCGGUGCGAAUGAAUCGGAAGCACACCGCAAAACCACUCAGGAAAUCGCUUUUCAGUGAGUUUUUGUUAUUGUUUUUGUGGGAAAAUUGCAUGCUUUUGUGUGUGUUUGGAAACUAUGAAAUGCUCAGAAAAGUUCACAUUUUUGUGUAGUUUUUAGUAUAAGAAGUCGUGGGAAAAGACAAUUUUGUCUGUGGGAAAUUGUUCCUCGUCAUUUUCUAAGAACGUUGAAAAUGUAUGGGAAAACAUGGGUAAUUUGGAAACGUUUUUGAAGUUCUGGUGAUAGAAUAGGAAGUUCGAACUUGAAAAUUUAUAGCUUUUGGCUGACAAACGACAUUUUUUUGACUCCGGAAUUGUUUUAGCUCGGCCAACUGAAGCUUGGUCAUUUUCUGACUAA